Messenger RNA from Perognathus longimembris pacificus (Pacific pocket mouse), 267 nucleotides. It is a transcript of the gene Lelp1, whose product is annotated as late cornified envelope like proline rich 1. Bases 1 to 267 code for a protein of 88 amino acids. The transcript has a single exon. The record is from RefSeq and is a predicted model, not a curated record. NCBI's taxonomy places the organism in Eukaryota, Metazoa, Chordata, Mammalia, Rodentia, Heteromyidae.
AUGUCAAGUGAUGAUACUAAGUCUGUGGACAUGGGAGCAAGGCCCCAGAACUGUGACCCCAGGUGUGAACAGAAGUGUGAGUCCAAAUGCCAGCCCAGCUGUUUAAAGAAGCUGCUCCAACGCUGCGCAGAAAAGUGCCCAAAGGACAAGUGUCCACCACCACCAAAAUGCCCUCCAUGUCCCCCACCACCACAGCCAUGCCCCCCGCCGUGCCCUCCCAACCCCUGCCCUCCCAAGUGCUCUCCUCCCUGCACACCCCCAGAGUGA